GAUGACCUCAAAUGAAUGGUGGUCGUAGGGAAUGGGAGAUGAGGUGUCGUUGAAGGCGGAACACGGUCUUUCUUUCCCCCGCAUGGGAGCUCGAGCUCGUUGUACCGGUACCCAUGUACCUUACAUUGGUGCCGAGAGCUCCAAGACAAGCGACCGAGAAUAUUAAUCUGAACAAAAGUUGAAGAUCGUGACCGGAGAGCUGAACUCGCCAACUUUCCCGCCGAAACGGAACACGGAGAGAGGCACGGAGGGCAAUUGGCAAUCGCCGCCCACCGACUCAACAGCACCACGGGCGCAUCGCGCGAGCGAGCUUCGAAUCCGAACAGCCGAAAAAUCACUUGGAAAGCGAACCUGUCGGCGGCGCCGGCGAAACGAUCGCAAAGAUGCGCGCGACACCCUCACUAAUGGCCAAGGGCAUAUUUUCCCGGACCAUGGACGAGUUCAAGCGUCGCGCAAGUAUUGUCGCAAAAGCCGAAGGCAUCAAGGGCCCCUCGGGUCCCUACAUCCUCCAAGACUUCCGCGCACCGGGCUCGACCGACGACUGCAAACUCAUGUCCGACCAAGAGAUUGGCGGCUUCUCCCACAGCGCCCUCGAAUGGGUCCCCUCCUCACCCUCCUCGACAGCGACGACAACAUCACCACAAAGCACACCGACGACAAGUGCAGGCCACGCCCGCUUCCACGGCACAAUAUCAACAGACCUCCCCAAAAACGACCCCAAAAUCCAACGCACAGGCUUCGCGGCAUGGCGGACGCCAGACCAGAAGCCCACGCUCUUCGGCAAGGCCGUCUGGGACAUUGACCCGUACUCCUACCUAGCGAUGCGCGUUAAGUCGGACGGCCGGAGCUACUUUAUCAACCUGCAGACGGACUCGGUGGUACCAACGGACCUGCACCAGCACAGGCUGUUCGCCAAGCGGCCCGGGGAGUGGGAGACGGUGUUUAUUAAGUGGAACGAGUUUGUGCGGACGAACCACGGCUUCGUUAUUGAGCCGCAGACGGAGAUGCUAAGGUCCAAGGUCACGACGGUGGGCGUGGGGCUUACGGAUCGGGUGCCGGGGCCGUUUGAGCUUUGCAUUGAGAGGAUUUGGGCGACGAAUGAUGUUGAUGAGGUUGAUGGGGGCAGUGAGAGUGAUAUUUUGGCUGCGGAUGAGGCGAGAGAGACGCGGGAGAGCGAGUUGAGGAAUCGGCAGGGGGAGAGCAUUCGUUGGAAAGAGACGUGAGAAAGUGGGAGAGUCUUUGAGCAGAUGCUGACUUCGAAAUUGGGAGUGCCGGUCUGGGAAUGCAUCACAAAGUCCUGAACAGAGCAGGUUCGCUAGAGGGCACAUUCUGGCUUGGGGGAGAAUUCGAGUUUAAC
Messenger RNA from Colletotrichum scovillei, 1357 nucleotides. RefSeq names its product complex I intermediate-associated protein 30. Bases 384 to 1223 code for a protein of 279 amino acids. NCBI's taxonomy places the organism in Eukaryota, Fungi, Ascomycota, Sordariomycetes, Glomerellales, Glomerellaceae. Gene Ontology annotation, biological process: mitochondrial electron transport, NADH to ubiquinone; mitochondrial respiratory chain complex I assembly. The transcript is spliced from 2 exons. The record is from RefSeq and is a predicted model, not a curated record. Gene Ontology annotation, cellular component: mitochondrion.